Messenger RNA from Hypomesus transpacificus, 1745 nucleotides. It is a transcript of the gene cldn11a, whose product is annotated as claudin 11a. The transcript is spliced from 3 exons. Gene Ontology annotation, molecular function: structural molecule activity. The coding region runs from base 242 to 889 and encodes 215 amino acids. Lineage: Eukaryota; Metazoa; Chordata; Actinopteri; Osmeriformes; Osmeridae. Gene Ontology annotation, biological process: bicellular tight junction assembly; cell adhesion. The record is from RefSeq and is a predicted model, not a curated record. Gene Ontology annotation, cellular component: bicellular tight junction; plasma membrane.
CCAUGUAGAAGCGCUUCUCUCAUUCUUAAGAAGUUGCGUUUUCCCCCAAACUCAAGGAAUUAUUGUAUUGAGAGAUCAUUUUCAGAUUGGAUUAACACUUUUGGAAUAUCAUCACUAAAAUCAAUACAACUGCCUUUUAUAACAUACUCUGCCAAAACGCAGUCAACUGAUCUAAAUCAACUAGUAUUUGGUGCUUUUGGGGGAUUCUUUUUUCAUACUUUAACCCGGGAUUAUUUGACUCAUGGCGAACUCCUGUCUUCAGAUGUGCGGUUUUCUGCUCAGCUUCGUUGGCUGGGUGGGCAUCCUGAUCGCCACGGCCACCAACGACUGGGUGGUGACGUGUAAAUACGGCAUGAACACCUGUAAGAAGAUGGACGAACUGGGAGCCAAAGGCCUAUGGGCCGAGUGCGUCAUCUCCACAGCCCUGUACCACUGUAUAUCUCUGACCCAAAUCCUGGAGCUGCCAGCGUACAUUCAGACGUCGAGAGCUCUGAUGAUCACGGGCUCUAUCCUGGGUCUGCCCGCAGUGGGUCUUGUCCUCAUGUCCAUGCCCUGCAUCAACCUGGGCGGAGAGCCGGAGAGCGCUAAGAACAAGCGCUCUGUCCUGGGGGGCGUCCUGCUGCUCCUCGUAGCCAUGUGUGGGAUCAUUUCGACCGUGUGGUUCCCCAUCGGAGCCCACCAGGAGCAGGGCCUCAUGUCGUUCGGCUUCUCCCUGUACGCCGGCUGGGUGGGGGCCGCCCUCUGCCUGCUGGGGGGCUCCCUCCUCACCUGCUGCUCCUCAGAGUCCCAGCACCCCUACCAGGACAACGGACCUUUCUACUACUCGAAACAGGGGGGGCCAAACCAGCCCCCUCCCUCCUCCAACCAUGCCAAGAGCGCCCACGUCUGAGGUUGAGGCCCCACGACAAGCUUAGCCAACUAGCCAAGACACACACACACACACUUAUUGGGAAGCUCUAUUUCAAACCACAAUGAAUGGUUUUUGUACAGCUGAGCUAAUCUCCCAGCAUCCUUUGCAGGGGGGUGGGGCACAGACUCGACCCCAGGUUAAGUAAUUAGAUAGGCGCCCGAGGUGACGCCUGCAGACAAACCAGGGGUCCUACCCACAUGCCCUGCCCUGCUGGACUUUUUAACUGAGCUUUGUUUUUAAUCGUUUUUUCUUAAAUUUUAUAUUCUUCAAUGUUAUUUUGCUUUUUUUUUCCAACAUAAAGAUGUGUACCUUUUAUUUUGGCGUAUGUUAAGUGUAACGAAUCGGUUAUAUUUCUUUGAGCAUUUCACAUGUGUGUAAAUAGGACAGGAUCAUUCGAAACUGAAUCAGACCACAGACAUGCUAAAGCUUAUGAACUGCUAGCACUCUGUGACACCACAUUUUAGUUCCCAAUCCUGGCAGUGGAUGUGAACCACAUGCCAAUAUGUCUUCAAUCAGACUGGACCAGCCUAUCAGGCAGAGUUGGCUUAGGUGUGGAUGUCUGAGUAUUCACCGGGGAGGGUAUACCAUUCUGUCUCAUCUGGCAAACCAGAAACAAGGUCCUGACCUUGAACGAUUUUUACACAAGCCUGGCCCUUGGUCCCGCUGGUGCUCAGAGACCACAGCACCUCUCUGCGUCACGUAUCAUCUCUGGACCUCUGCAGUCUUAGCCUCAGUUAUUUAUUAUGACCUAUGUGUUCCAGUGUUGUUCCAUUCUUGUUCCGUUGACGUACUGUUGUUUGGUUUGAUGUAAUAAAGAUGAGAAUACCGACGUAAA